Molecule: messenger RNA, 2071 nt
Organism: Myxocyprinus asiaticus (Chinese sucker)
Lineage: Eukaryota; Metazoa; Chordata; Actinopteri; Cypriniformes; Catostomidae
Product: mannose-P-dolichol utilization defect 1 protein-like
Exons: 8
Coding region: 265-1014 (249 amino acids)
Biological process (GO): oligosaccharide biosynthetic process
Source: RefSeq, a predicted model, not a curated record
CCUUUAAAACUUCAAUUCCAUUGGUUUAGAUGAAGUAGUUUAGGGGAAUUUGCUAAAUAUGUAUGUCCGGAUCAUAACAUUUGUUCUGAACGGUCAGUUAGAAGACUUACGGUCAGACGUGUAACUGUAAUUGAAUUUCGGAAGUUGUUUUAACGCUCUCUGUAAAGAUUUACUUUGUGUUGUCAAGGAAUUUAAACUUCUGUGCGCAUUAAUAUCACAGUCGGUUUAUUUACCGACAUUAGAUCACUGACAGGAAUCCAGACGAUGUCUUCUUUCAAAGAAUUUUUACUGACUUUCUUCAUGCCAGACAAAUGUUAUGAACAGUUUUUCCUUUAUUACAACUUUAUGCACGUACCCUGUCUGAAGAUUAUCCUGAGUAAGACUAUGGGAAUAUUUAUUUUGAUGGGAACUGCUUUUGCCCCGUUGCUUCAGAUUUGGAAAGUUCUUUGGUCUGGCAGUUCUAUUGGACUGUGUCUGAUUUCUGUUUUUUUAGAACUGUUGGCCAUCUCUGCCUAUACUGCUUUCUGCUACAAACAACACUUUCCCAUUGGAGCCUGGGGGGAAGGUUUAUUCACACUGAUCCAGAUUGCUGUCCUCGCUUUUCUCAUUCAGCACUACAGAGGGAAAACCAUUAAAGGUAUAUAUUUCCUUGCUCUAUACUGUGGCUUUAUGUUCCUCCUGGCUUCACCUUUGACCUCUGUGUCAGUGGUUUGGACCAUGCAUGAAUGGAAUGUGCUGUUGGUUAUUGCUGGCAGAUUGAUCCAGGCAUGCAGUAACUACAGAUGCGGUCACACAGGGCAGAUCUCUGCUCUCUCUGUUGUUCUGGUGUUUCUCGGCUCUCUAGGCCGUAUCUUUAGUUCACUACAGGAGACGGGCCUUUCUUUCUCGACUCAGGUGCAUGCACUGGCCAGUUGUUGCAGUGGGAUGAUCCUAGCACAGGUUUUGUUAUACUGGAAUAAAUGUAUGACAAGCAAAGAGCAAGAGGGGCAAGUGGAGAAAGAGAAGGCUGAAUAGAAGAGUCAUGCUGGGUGAAAGGAUCUAGGGGAUUUGUUUUGAAGUCAUCAAGACAUUUAAAGAUAUUGAAAUUACAGACAGCAUGUCCCCCAGUGUUGCUUAGGAGCUGUGUUGACGGUGAGGUAAGGUUUGUUUGCUGGGUCCGGUUGUGUAGUCUUGGAUCUGUCUGCUUUGUGGGAGGUCUUCUCUGUGUGGCAUGUGUGUGUUUCCGGAGUGAUGAAAACUCGCUGAAACAUGAGUUAUAAAGCGUGUGUGUAUAUGCGUGUGGUUUUCUCCUUAUCUACCUGUCCGACAGAUCUCAAUCUACCAUCAUAAUGAUCUAAUCUGCUUGUCUGUGUGGAACCCCAUGUCAUGCAUGUGAUUUUGUACCCUGUUCAUGAGGGUCUGAAAUAAUUGUGUGUUUACGUGCACACUGCAUAUGAAGACUUGGAAGAAUUAUGUGUUAUUCUGUUAAAAAUAAAGUGAUUUAGGCUACAUGAAUGUUUCAUGUUUAUAACUUUUACGUGUGACAUUUUAGAAAUAUGUGAGUUUGUGUCUGUAUUAUCUCGGCACUUUGAUCUGUGUUGUUUGGUUGUGUCUGAUAGCAGUCCAUUGAUGCAAUUCUUCCUUAAAUCUGAAGAAUGUGGUCUUGACGUUUGGUGAGUAUUUCUAUCUAUGUGGGCUUCAUGGGAGUGGCUUUUGGCUGAUGAUGAUACAGAUCUGACUGUAGACUGCAAUUCAUGGUGUUUUAAAUUUUUGAGCAAACACAUUUUGAGCAGAUAAAACUUCUGAAUCAAUGCAGAGGCGUUUAUCUGUAUGUUUCUCGGUGCACUUUUGGCCAUGUGGACUCUCUUGAAAAACUUUUCAUACUUUCACUACACUCCAAAUAACCUGCAAUAGUUACUUAAGUAUCUAUUUUUACUUGAUCUAACCUGUAACAUUUAUUUUGUUCUUGUAACCUAAUUUAGUCAGGUAGGUUGGUUUAGCCAUGUUGACUUCAGUAGAACCAGUUCAUUUAGAUGUUACCCCAUAAAGCACGUUUUUUAGGUUACCUGACAAGUACAGUAUUUAAUUUGUG